AUGGAUUUUUCCCCACCUACGUUGAAUAUGAAUUACAGGUUAGUUCCUGCACUACAGGUGGACCUAUGGCAGCCCAGCAGCAUCUCCUAUGUUUCGGAAGGAACGAUUACAGAUGUCCAUAUUCCCCAAAAUGGCUCUCAAAUCCUGUUAGCCUUCUUACAACAAGCCAACAUCCAGUACACGGUCCUAAUAGCAGAUCUCCAAAAAGCAUUGGAAAAAGGAAACAGUUUGAGGACUCAGCGGAAUCGUAGAUCACUUCCAGGGUACAGUUAUGAAGUUUAUCACUCUUUAGAAGAAAUUCAAAAUUGGAUGCAUCAUUUAAAUAAAACCUACCCGGGUCUUGUUCACAUGUUUUCUAUUGGAAAAUCAUAUGAAGGAAGAUCUCUUUUUAUAUUAAAGCUGGGCAGAAGAUCUCGGGCUUAUAAAAGAGCUAUUUGGAUAGAUUGUGGUAUUCAUGCAAGAGAAUGGAUUGGUCCUGCCUUCUGUCAAUGGUUUGUAAAAGAAGCUCUUCAGACAUAUCGGAGUGAUCCUGCCAUGAGGAAAAUGUUAAAUCAUCUCUAUUUCUACAUCAUGCCUGUCUUUAAUGUUGAUGGAUACCAUUUUAGCUGGACUAAUGAUCGAUUUUGGAGGAAAACAAGAUCAAGAAACUCAAGGUUCCGUUGCCGUGGAGUGGAUGCUAAUCGUAAUUGGAAGGUGAACUGGUGUGAUGAAGGGGCUUCCUUUCACCCUUGUGACGAUACAUACUGUGGGCCUUUUCCUGAAUCUGAGCCAGAGGUGAAGGCUGUAGCUCACUUUCUCCGAAAACGCAGGAAGCACAUCAGAGCCUACCUCUCCUUCCAUGCUUAUGCACAGAUGUUGCUCUACCCCUACUCUUAUAAAUAUGCAAAAAUUCCCAAUUUCAGCUGUGUUGAAUCUGCAGCUUAUAAUGCUGUUAUUGCUCUUCAUUCAGCAUAUGGGGUUCGCUAUAGACAUGGACCUGCAUCAAGCACAUUGUAUGUGAGCUCUGGCAGCUCAAUGGAUUGGGCUUACAAAAAUGGAAUACCCUAUGCAUUUGCAUUCGAACUGCGUGACACUGGGCAUUUUGGAUUUUUGCUCCCAGAGUCUCUAAUCAAGCCAACAUGUACAGAGACAAUGCUGGCAGUGAAGAAUAUCACAAUGCAUCUGCUAAAGAAGUGUCAUUGAGAGAUGUCACUAAGGGCCAGAUCUCAGCAACAGCGAACACAUCACCCUUGUCAGGACUAUUCUGAGCAAGGGCCUUGCUUUGCUUUUUCAGAACUGUUUGGGAUUGACUGGUGGUUUUGUUGUUUAUUUGUUUGCUUGUUUUAAAAGAGACACAUAGCCUGUUUAACGUGAAUUUCCAUGAAAAUAUAUCUCUGUUCAUUGACUUUAAAAGGAGUUUAUCAAGUUCCUCAGCUCCCCUGAAAUGGGAAAUAAGCUGAAAAUUUGACCCUGAUAUCAGAGGCUCAAUUAGGAGCCACAUUGUCAUCCAGUUUACUUUAAAAGAAAACAUUAUCUCUGAGGCCAGAUUUUAUAAAGGAGAGAAAAAAAGAAAGCUCAUCUUAUCUACUCUUAGUUUCAAGGCAGCUCGUAACAUAUUUAACAAUGAUUAAUCUUUAAUAAAUCUUGUAUUCCCAUUUGAGACCAAUGCUACUUGUUCAUCUAUGUUUUUAAUGAUUUACUACUGUUUUUUUUAAAAAUAUAACUCAGCUUCCCCAGGCUUGGGAAACAGCCAGGUUACAGGUAAACAAUUGACCUGAAAAGGACUAAGACCAACUAUAAUUCAUUUUUAUUUUUAAAUUAAAAGUUUUACUAAACAUUUAACAUUGAAUGUCCAUGCACCUAAAUCUGUUUAGCAAUUAUUGAUACCUAUAUCAAUUCAUUUCAAUGCAAAAAGUCACUCCCUCUUCUUCCCUAUGAUUAUUCCUUUUUUAUUCCUUUUUAUUCAUUUUUAUCUCAUACAUACAGCCAAGAAUAUACACUAUUCUCUUGACUCUGUUUUUUUUGCUUUAUGCAACUUCAUAAAGCUCUUUCCAAAUUUCUUUAUAUUUCUUAUCAUUAUUGGUCUUAAUUAGAAUAUUUCUUUUAUUAAUAUACCAUAAUUUAUUUAGCCAUUCCACUAUUGUUAACUGAUUGCCCUAUUGCUCUAUACACCAUUACUAUAACUUUCAAAACACCCUUUCCUAGUCAAUAUUCCACAGCACAGUAUUGCCUCCCCUAAUUAGAAUGUAGAUUUCUUGAGGAUGGGGAGGGGGGGGAUCUGUUUUGCUUUUGUAUUUUGUAUCCCUAGUGCUUAACACAAUGUCAACAACUCAGCAACUGCUUUAAAAAUGUUUAUUCUUUCAUUAAUCAUCCAAUAUUUAUGUUGCUCUAGUUUUUUGCACAUCAGGUUCUAUACAUAAGAUAUCCAAAAAGCAAAAUGAAGGAACUAUCAUGUCAUGUGUCUGUGGAGACACAGAAAAUAAUCUUAAAUACAAAGACACAAAGGAUAAGUAAAAUAAUGAGGACCACAAGUAUGAUUAGAGAAUUAACUUCAUAGUCUACAGUAGACUGCCUACAUAUUGAUAUAGUGGAUGCCUGGAGUCAAGAAGCUUUAUUUCUUGAGUUCAAAUCUGUCCUUAAUCAUUAUCUAGUGUCUGUACAACUCACUUAACCCUGUUUGCCUCAGUUUCCUCAUCUAUAAAAUGAACUGGAGAAGGAAGUGACAAACUACUUCAGUGUUUGCCAAGAAAACCCCAAGUAGGAUCACAAAGAGUCAGAAAUAACUGAAAAAUGACUAAACAACAACAAUAAAUAUAUGUGGCACCAAAUUUCUAUUCAUUGGAUAUUGCAAUGGUAUUCCAUUAAAUCAAGUUUGUGCAAUGUUUUAUUUCUGGAAAUCUUUCCUUCUGAGCAAAAUAGAACUUACCUUUCUUGAAUGCAACUUACUUUUGAAUUUGACUCUGGAGGAACAUUGUGACACCUUUCUAAAGGAAUAAAGGUUUUUAUUCGAAAAAAAAACCCUAUGAUUUCAUCAGUGCAGGAACUUCCAUGGACAGAGAUAAUAAUCUGUCCAUAACUUAUAGCCUUACUGAGCUGCCCAUGGCUGAGAGUUUGGCAGUUUGUCCAUCGUCAUACAGUUUGUGCCACAGGGAGAAUGUGAGCCUAAAUCAUUCUCACUCCAAGCCUAGCACUCUAUCUACCAUUCCAUUUUCCAUCAGCAAUUAUGCUUAGCUUCACUCCAGGGAAUAUCAUGCCCUACCUCAGGAUAAGCUGAUCAUCUGAAAUUUUAUCACCAUGUUGCUUGACUGGAUUUUGAUAUUUAGUACCUUCUCAAUUCACCCUGAGUUGCCUGCCUUUCCCCUCUGAGUGGAGAUGUGGAAGAUAAAGCAUUAAACUCCUUCUAAAGCUUUCCUUUCUAAAGGAGUCACAGUCUUCCAAGUAACUCUAUUUUCCAUAUUUUCCAUCAGAAGCAUAUAUAUCUAUAUAUAUUUAUAUACACUGUGUAUUCACACACAUAUAUAUUUAUAUAUACACACACGCAAUACACAUACACAUAUACAUUCUUGAUCCAAUAGAGUUGCUUUUUCUGUCUUUAUUUUUAUUGAUGUGAUUUCUCUCUCCUCUCUAUAAUCAUAUCCAAGAGUAUGAUCUUAAGUUGCAAAUGUGAUGGCUCCAUUUUUUGUUUGUUUGUUUGUUUGUUUGUUUUUUACUGAGGCAAUUGGGAUUAAGUUACUCACCCAGGGUCACACAGAAGGAAGUGUAAAGUAUCUUAGACCAAAUUUGAACUCAGGUCUUCCUGACUUCAGGGCUAGUGCUCUAUAUAUUGCACUACCUAGCUGCCCUGGUUCCACAUUUCUUAAUAAUAUAAUUAUUUUUUUAACAAUAUUUUCCAUUUUUAUUCUAUUUUUAAUUAUUCUUCAAUUUUCCUCCUUAAAUGCUCUUGAAAUGAUUUUACUUAGUUGGACAUUUUGUCUAUAUUUGUUAAAAACUGUUUUUGCCUUCCUCUAAGCUCCUCUGUGCUUAUGAGGAAAUACUUCUCACAAUCAUCCAUCAUUCUUCUUCAGGAAUCCUACAAGCAGUUUUGACAACUAUCACUUUUUUUUGGCAACUAAAAUGUUUCCUGAUAAAAGCAUUUUCUGAGUUCUUUUGUUCUUCUUGUUGAAAUGAAUGACAUUAGCUAAUCUUAUGGAUGAAAAUAUUUGUCACAGUGUCAAUGUGGUUUCUAUUGUCCAUUUCCCACUUUUGAUUUUUAAUUUCUUGCUUAAAUAGUUCAAGAUGAAACUGCUUCAAUUGUAUGCCAUACUUUUUUCUCAAUAUUAUUUCUUCUUUUUCCUCCUCUUUUUCUUGUUUUGUUUUGUCUUUGUUUUUUUAAUGAUCUUAGCUCCAAUGGUCUGACUGUACAAUGAAAAGCAAAGAACAUUUAAAUACUUACUAGUGCUAGGCACUGUGCUAUGUGCUGGGGAUAUAAAUACAGAGAAAGAUAGUCCUUGUCUUCAAGGAGUUUAUAUUCUAAUGGGAAUACAACACACAAAAGCAAACUAAAAAGGGAAGGGGAUAUUUGCAAAGAAUCAUGGGGCCAAAAUUUUUAAAGUAAGAAGCAGAGUCUGAAAAAAAAAAAAAUAAGGUUAGCUGGUCUGGGCCCCUCUAAAAAUGGAACUAGAAAGAACUCAUCAAAAGAAGAAAGGAGGUUGAGAUGGCAGUGGGAUACUCCAAUGUGAGAAGAUCCCAGGGACAAGUAGGGACAAUCUCGUUGGAAGAAGAUUGUACCAAGAAAAUGAUGCUCCAAGGACCUUCGGGCAUUGAAGGAAGAAGCUCCAGGGUGAAAUAGCAAAUAAAGAAGGAUUUGCAUAGUCCAGGAAAUCAGAAGCAGAGCCAGGAGAGGAACAGGAAAUUGCUUCAGAAAUCAAUAAUUAGCCUUUUCUUGUCCAUUCAAAUCAAUCUCAUUAUUGAUGUUAUUAUUCGGUAUUCACCAUAUCCAGUUCUUUUCUUUAAAGAAAAAAAAAAAGUGGGGGCAGCUAGGUGGUACAGUGGACAGAGCACCAGCCCUGAAGUCAGGAGGACCUGAGACACUUAACACUUCCCAACUAUGUGAUCCUGAGAAAGUCACUUAAAUCUAAUUGUCUCAGAAAAAAAAAAAAUUAAUUUUUUUUUAAAUUAAAAGUGGUCAUAAUAGAGAGGCAUGAGACUUUUGUGCAAUCUGUAAUCUCAAGACUUUUGUUUCUUAGUCCUAUUUGAACUAUGCUUUCUCAUCUGUUUCUCUAUGUUCUAAUCUUUUCCCACCUUUCCACUGAAGUCACUAAGUAUCAAAGUAUAUACCCAUUUAAAUUAUCUUAAAAAUGCCAUUAUACAAAUUUCUAUACCAUUUCACCAUUUAGAAGUGAUACUGGUACACAGACUGCAAUUAUUUUCAUAGUGGUUAUUUUGCAAAUAUUUAUCAUUAGUUUGGUAAUGUGGGAACCAAAUAUCCUUUGAAAUAAUGUUUCUAGUUGCUCUUAGAUUUAUGAGAAAACUCCACUAAUUCCUUUCUUUGCCUCUUCAAAAAGUAGCUAUGACCCCAUCCUUACUUGUAGCUAUAAGGGACUUGUUUCUUUUUUACUGAUUUCCUUUAUAACAAGAGCGUUAAGAUUAAAAUGAUUUAGUUCCCUUGGCAAUAUGACGCUUCAUCGGUCAAUAAUUUCACAUGUAGAUUACUGAUUAUCAAAUUAAACUUUACUUAUUAUCUAAAAACAGAGAAUUUUUAGCACCAUCUGCCCCCUUCUGUACCACUAUACCACCAUCCUCUCAGAAGAAAAAGAAUUGUCCAAAUCUUCAUUUUUCUUUGUUUCAUGUAUUGCCAGAGCCAAAAAAAAAUCAUCACUAAAUCCCCAGUUCUUGUAAAAUGUAUCAAAAAAUAUUCUCAGUUUGCCUUUUCAGGUGAUAGAACUUGUCAGACCUUAUGAAGCAUUGUAAAAAUCUUACCUGGUCAAUGUAAAAAAAAAAAAAAAAAAAAAAAGGAAAGUUUUCCACUUCUUAUAGUGGAAAAAUGUAUAUUAUAUACUAUGCCUAGUACAUUGUAUAGAGUUCUGAUUCUAACUAAUAUUGGCCUCACUUUUAUGUAUCAUGUCUACUAUAAAAGAGGCAAUAUGGUCCAACAAAGAGUUAAAUUGUAGAAAGAAUCUACAUUGACCAUAUGAAUAUGGGCAAGUAAAUCAACCUCUCUGGAGCUAAGGAAAAUCUCCAAGCCAAAAAUUACAGAUAGAGUAAGAUCUGAAUUAGUCAUGAAAAGAAGUUUCCAUUACUAUAAAAUCACAAAUAUAUACUCUAAAUGCACUCCAAAAAAGUUAUUUUUAUUUGACAAUAAGCAGCAUAUUAGUAGAUUCUGGCUGUUCUUAUCCUAAUACUUUGUUGAACAAAUACAGAUCAAGAUCAGCUGUCCUGAAAUGAGUUGACACAUCUAAAAAGUGAUGAGUUGCUCCUGUUUUGGUGUUAUUGAGAGUAACAAUUGAGGUGUUAAUUUUUUUCAUCAUUAUUUUGAUUGCUGAUAUCCUUUUAUGAAAAUAACAGUCUCUAGUGUAUACAAGUAAAAUAAUCAUUUGGUUGGAAAUAGAAUUGUCUUUUCUUGUCUUUAUAGUUUAACUUAUAAAAUAAAACAUUAUAAUACAAAUCACACUAAAAAAUGUAUACAUUUUUGCUACCGCUACACUUAUCUUGGGUAUAUUUUUUUGUAUGUUACA
This is a messenger RNA of Antechinus flavipes (yellow-footed antechinus), 6692 nucleotides long. RefSeq names its product carboxypeptidase A6 (gene CPA6). Gene Ontology annotation, molecular function: zinc ion binding; metallocarboxypeptidase activity. The transcript has 9 exons. The record is from RefSeq and is a predicted model, not a curated record. The coding region runs from base 1 to 1182 and encodes 393 amino acids. Gene Ontology annotation, biological process: proteolysis. Lineage: Eukaryota; Metazoa; Chordata; Mammalia; Dasyuromorphia; Dasyuridae.